ACUGGGCUUUGGCUACAGUUCACUUCACGCGAGACUCCAGCGGGUUUGACGCUGCUGUCAGCGAGACACGGAGGCAGCUCGCUCUCUACAACAUUUAACGUCUUUUAAAGUCUGGAAAUUAUUAAAGACACCAUAUAUAUUCGCUGACCAUUCCGAUUCAUUUUGUUUGUGACGAUGGCAGAUCCGAAGUACGCCAACUUGCCAGGCAUCGCCUUUAACGAGCCUGACGUCUAUGAGACCAGCGACUUGCCAGAGGAUGACCAAGCGCAGUUUGAGUCGUUCGUGCAAGAGCUGGAAGAGCUGUGCAGUGACAGUGUGGAGCGCAUUGUGGUGAACCCAAAUGCUGCCUAUGACAAGUUCAAAGACAAGCGUGUCGGCACUAAGGGCCUCGACUUCUCGGACCGCAUCAGCAAGACCCGCAGAGUGGGCUAUGAGUCUGGAGAAUAUGAGCUUCUUGCAGAGGGAUGUGGGGUGAAGGAAACUCCUCAGCAGAAGUACCAGCGGCUUGUUAACGAGAUUCAGGAGCUCACUCAGGAGGUGGAACACAUACAGGCAAAUGUGAAGGAGAGCAGUGCAGAGGAGCGCCUGACGCCGGUGGUGCUGGCCCAGAGAGCGGCGCAGCUGAAACAGCAGCUCGUCUCAGCCCACCUGGAUUCACUCCUUGGCCCAAAUGCUCAUAUCAACCUAGCUGACCCAGAUGGAGCUCUUGCCAAGCGGUUGAUGACACAGCUGGAGUUGGCACGGGGGGUGCGUAGCAGUGCAGGAGGAGAGGGGAAGGGAUCAGGGCUCAAAGGUCCAGAUGGAGUUGUGCUGUACGAGCUGCACAGCCGGCCUGAACAUGAGCGGUUCACUGAGUCUGCCAAGAUAGCUGAGUUGGGGAGGCGGUUGGCAGACCUGGAGACUGCUGUAGGUUCUGGCACAGAUAAGCAGGGUCCUCUCAAUGCUGGACUUCAAGGAGCAAGUGUAAUGGAGACUAUAGAGCUGCUGGAGGCUCGAGUCAGUGCUCUGGAUGCUGCCACUUUGGACCAGGUUGAAGCAAGGCUGCAGAGUGUUUUGGGGAAGAUGAAUGAAAUAGCGAAGCACAAGGCUGCGAUUGAAGAUGCCGAAACACAGAACAAGGUGUCGCAGCUUUAUGAUGUGGUGCAGAAAUGGGAUGCCAUGGCAACCUCCCUCCCUCAGGUGGUCCAGAGAUUGAUAGCCGUUAAAGAACUACACGAGCAAGCCAUGCAAUUUGGGCAGCUGCUGACCCAUCUGGAUACCACGCAGCAGAUGAUCAACAACGCGCUGAAGGACAACAGUACAUUGCUCACGCAGGUGCAGCAAACAAUGAAGGAGAACCUGGUCUCAGUGGAAGAGAACUUUGCGGCACUCGAACAGAGAAUGAAGAAGCUCUCAAAAUAAAAUGCUUUCCUGAACUGAAAUGAGGCAAGUGAUGGAGGGAUAUGCAGAACGGUUGAUUCCUCAUUUUAAAUCUUGUGCUUUUUCCCCCCCUCAUAAGCCUUUUCUUCCACAACGCUGAAUGUUGUAAAUAAAGUUGGAAACAAAGGUGUAGUUGAAGGUUGAGCAAAUGCCCUGUAACACUACAGUAAACCCAGUACUCUUUGCA
Molecule: messenger RNA, 1606 nt
Organism: Pygocentrus nattereri (red-bellied piranha)
Lineage: Eukaryota; Metazoa; Chordata; Actinopteri; Characiformes; Serrasalmidae
Gene: dctn2
Product: dynactin 2 (p50)
Exons: 16
Coding region: 175-1401 (408 amino acids)
Biological process (GO): mitotic spindle organization
Cellular component (GO): centrosome; cytoplasm; dynactin complex
Source: RefSeq, a predicted model, not a curated record